UUACACAGUACUACUCACCUUGGUAUCAGUUAAUCACAUACUUCAAAUAUAAAACAUGGGCAUAUUCAAGGCUGCGUCGCCUCUGGUGAAGGCUUUAACAGCAAAUGCCAACCUGGGCAAUAAGCUGCGUCCUCUGGCCACAGCUGGAUGCUCGCACACACAUGGUCAUCCGGCUGCACCACCGUCGAUCAAGGCCUCGCACUCGCACUUUGGUUCGUCGUCAACACCAUCUGAUGAAGACAAGAGAAUUAAUAACUUCACCACCACACCGAAUUCGGAGAAGGCUCGGCCUUGGGACCAUGUGCCUUCACUUAACAGCAUGCGCAACUUCGAUUCCGAUCGAGCAGAUUAUGAGAAGAUUAUGGGCAACAAUAGAGCGUGGGUCGAAAAGCGCUUAGAGACAGAACCAGACUAUUUCAAAAACCAAAAAUUGGGACAGACUCCAAAAUAUCUGUGGAUCGGAUGCUCCGAUGCUCGUGUACCUGCGGAGAACUUGACGGGUCUCAAUGAUGGAGAAAUUUUCGUGCAUCGAAAUAUCGCCAACAUGGUAGUGAAUACCGAUAUCAACAUGCUGUCUGUGCUGACGUAUGCGGUAGAGGUGUUGAAGGUGAAACAUAUCAUUGUGUGUGGACACUACGGCUGUGGUGGUGUGAAGACGGCAACCGAAGCUAACCACGAUCUGGGCAUCAUCGAGCAUUGGUUGAGAAAUAUCCGAGAUGUGAAGCGAUUGCAUAUGACUGAGCUUAACUCUAUUGUAGACGAGGAAGUUCGCUACCGACGGCUGGUGGAGUUGAAUGUGGUUGAGCAAUGUAUAAAUCUAUUCAAGACUGGUGUGGUACAGAAUUCUCGCACUGAGUCCGGAUAUCCUCUCAUCCAUGGGCUGGUAUAUGACAUUGGAGACGGUCUUUUGAAGGAGCUGAAUUUGGAUCUCAUUGGAUACAUGAAACAAUACAGAAGUGUGUACCGUCUUUAUACAUAAGCUGACGUCCCGUAGAAUUGCGUCGAGGCCGGAAAUACUGCACACUUUGGUUCACUGCCAAUAAAUAAGAUAGAAUAUAUCUGCAGUGUCUAAAAUGAACCACUCGCUCGUUUUAAGCCAGGGACAAUAUAGCAUGUAUCAUUUUAAUAAGCAAAUAAAGGCCAAAUUGGUCUGACUUUAUAUUGUGCGAG
Messenger RNA from Sphaeroforma arctica JP610, 1170 nucleotides. RefSeq lists its product as hypothetical. Lineage: Eukaryota; Ichthyosporea; Ichthyophonida. Gene Ontology annotation, molecular function: carbonate dehydratase activity; zinc ion binding. The coding region runs from base 56 to 979 and encodes 307 amino acids. The record is from RefSeq and is a predicted model, not a curated record. The transcript is spliced from 9 exons.